GUGUGUGUGUGUGUGUGAGAGAGAGAGAGAGAGAGAGAGAGAGAGAGAAAGAGAUGUAGGGAGAGAGAAAGAGUGGUAGAGUGUGUUUGUGUAAGAGAGAGAGGUCAGUCGGUCACCCAAAGCUUCUUAUCGGCAGCAGGUGGAGGAAGAGGAGGAGGAGGAAGAGUGAGUGGGUGAGUGAGUGUGAAACAGUCAGAGAAAGAGAGAAAGAGCGAGAGAGACACACCCACCAGGGGCGCGCGCUCCCGUCUCCCACCUGCGCGCUCUCGCCUCCCCGUCACCACGAGCAGCGCGCGAGCAGCGGAGACCGAUGGCCCGGGUUUUGGGGUGAGCGCGCGCGGAUGAGGAUGAGGAUGAGGAAGGUUCGGGACGGUGGGGUCGGCAGCGCGCUUCUGCUGCUCGCGCUCGCCGCGCACGCCCAGGUCCUGCAGGCAGUCGGCUCAUUUGAGCUGCAGAUCCACAUGUGGCAGAACUCUUUGGGAAUUCUACAGAGCGGUCAGUGCUGUGACCUCCAGGCCGGCGGGGGGCAGCGGUGUCCUCCUGGCGACCAGUGCGACACGUUCUUCAGGGUGUGUCUAAAGGAGUACCAGACCCGAGUGGCCCCCACGGGCUCCUGCACGUUCGGAUCGGGGAGCACGCCCGUCUUGGGCGGGAACUCUCACACCGUACACCACCACGGACAUGAGGGGAGCGAGGGCGGGCGCAUCGUCAUCCCGUUCAAAUACGCCUGGCCGAAAUCCUUCUCCCUGGUGAUCGAGGUCCUUGACUAUGACAAUCAAACAUCAGAGCCAGGUCAGGAGGAGCUGAUCGAGCGCGUGCUGCUGUCGUCCAUGCUGAACCCUGGGGAGCUGUGGCAGACGUACCGGCACCACGGCCGCCAGCUGAGUCUGGAGUACCGCCUGCGCUUCCGCUGUGAAGUCAACUACUACGGCCCGCUGUGUAACCAUUUCUGCCGCGUCCGCGACGACUUCUUCGGCCACUUCGACUGCGACGUUUCCGGCAGCAAGGUCUGCAAAGAUGGCUGGACUGGACCGGAGUGCAGGCAGGCGGUGUGUAAGCAGGGAUGUAACCUGGCCCAUGCAUCCUGUAGCCUGCCGGGAGAAUGCGAGUGUCACUAUGGCUGGAAGGGGGAUCUGUGUGACGAGUGUGAGACGUUUCCAGGCUGCGAUCAUGGUACCUGCACCGAACCGUGGAAGUGUGUGUGUGACACCAACUGGGGCGGCCUGCUCUGCGACAAAGAUCUGAAUUACUGUGGAAAUCACCAGCCCUGUAAGAACGGUGGCACUUGCAUCAACAAAGAACCCAACGAGUAUAACUGUGUGUGUCAGGAUGGGUAUCUUGGCCGCAACUGUGACAUCGUGGAACAUGCGUGUCUGUCGUCUCCUUGCGUGAACGGGGCGACGUGUGUGGAGGACCAGACCGGCUUCAGUUGUGCGUGUGCAGAUGGCUGGACCGGACCCACCUGUGCAGAUGCGGUGCUGCAGUGUGACGCAUCUCCAUGUGGGCGCGGUGCCACGUGCCGAGAGACGCCGCAGGGCUUCCAGUGUCUCUGUCCUCCAGGCUGGACCGGCAAGACCUGCCAGAUAGAUAUGAAUGAGUGUGAUACAGGCAUCUGUGUCAAUGCUCGCUCCUGCCGAAACCUGAUUGGUGGAUACCUCUGCGACUGCCUGCCUGGAUGGGUGGGGCCAAACUGUGAUAUAAGGAACAGCAGCUGCCAGGGUUCCUGUCUCAACGGGGGGCGCUGUGAGGGUUCACUCUGUGUGUGCUUGCCGGGUUUUACUGGUAAACACUGCCAUACAGCAGUGGGGGCAUGUGAGAGCGCCCCCUGUCUGCAUGGAGGACAGUGUGUGGAGCAGAAGGGUGUCAGGAGCAUGGUCUGUAACUGUCCAAUGGGAUACACUGGAACUUACUGUGAGGUCGUGGUGGAUAUGUGUAAUCCAAACCCCUGCCAGAAGGGGGUGCCGUGUCGGAGCACAGAAGGAGGGUACAUGUGCGCGUGCCCUGAAGGUUACUACGGAAAUGACUGCAUGAGCCUGAAGGACCUGUGCCAUGGGCCGCAUUGCCAAGUUUCGGAGCCAGGGAGUGGAGAGUUCAGCAUGUACAUGGUGCUGCUGGGGGUUCUGGCUGUGUUGGUGGCUGGCGGCUUCUCAGCCUGCACUCUGCUCCUGUCCCGCCUGCACCGACGCCGCCGGACCAAGCAGCCGAGCACAGACACUGCCAUCAACAACCAGCGGCAGUUCUGCCCCCACAUCCGCAACGUGGACCACAGUGAGACGCUGCUAGUCCCCGGACACCAAACCCAACCGCAGGCCACGCCGUCCGCGUUCCGUCCGGAGGAGAUCGAACUGACCAUGCCGCCGUCCCCGGCACCGUCCCCCGCCCUCAAACUCAACCCGGGACCCAAACUGGACAUCUGCAACCGAGAGCGGGAGAAACUCAACCGCUUCCACUAUGCAGACAGCCAGGAGCUGGAGGCGUGACCUCACGCUGACCUUUGGGAAAGACUGAGCGAUGCCCCGAUAACGAAGUGCUCACCCCGACGGACCUCUCUCAAGCAACCGCCUGCUGAUUAACACUAGAGCUGUGACUCGAAAUGUGGCAGGGCGGCUCAGAGCAGGGUCACUGUGAGGGUCCCCCGGUGAGACCGCACUCCGAGCGAGAGCCGAGGACCUCGCUGACGUCAGACCAAGUCAAUAUACUGUAGUUAAAGCGAUGGUUCAAACAUAAAUCAGAUUACAUGACCUAUUAAGAGUAGUCGAUCAGCCAAGAUUUGUGUCCGGUGUCCAAGGUUUACAGAUUACAGCCAUUAUAAAAAGAAAAAUCUGAACUACAAUCAGUGAAUGAAAAAAAUAUAUAUUAUUAGUACUCCAAAAAGAGCAGUGGUGGCAGGUGGCUCAGAGUGGUCGGGUGGCCCAGGAGAUUGCUGGUUCGAAUCCCAGUCAUGCCGCUGGCCAUCAGCAGCUGGAGUCAGAGAGAGCACAAUUGGUUAUGCUCUCUCUGGGUGGGUAGAUGGUGCUCUCUUCCCACAUCAAGGUAAAGUUGGUCAGCACAGGUGUCUGUGAGCUGAGGUACCGGAGUAAUUCUAGAUCAGCAGCAGUUGGAAAAGAGAUGGUGACUGACUUCAUACUGUAUGUAUUGGAUGGAAGGCAUGUCCUAGCCCUUAUCCUCCUAGUGUUGGAGCAUAACUAGUGAUAGGGGGAGUUCAGCUGAGUGGGAGGGAUAAAUGGGAUAAAAUAAAUACAUAAAAACUGCUUUUACUGGUUUUGUCUGGUAUGACAGAUUUUUCACUUCAAUCUAAAAAAACAUUAAGUAAAUUCAAUUUAUGAUACAAAACUUAUACAACAGGCAAAUUAAAACAAACGUGAAAAAUAGGUUUCCCCUUUUAGCAACAGAUUAACUAAAUGUAACAAAAAUGAGGUGCAGCUGGAACUCUGCCAGGAUAGAGUGCAGUCAAUCUUGCAAUUUUAAUGCAUGAUAUUAGAUGAGGUAUCUCAUUUAAAGAAACUGAAAAUAUACAUUGUUUAAAUUCCAUAACACUGUUUAAAUUCCAUUUUCCAAGCUUUUGUGGGAGUAACUGUCUCUAUUAUCCACGGAAGACUUUCUGACAUAUUUUGAGCCAUUGCUAAGAGGAUAUGGAUGCAACCAGGGAAAGGCACUUCAUCAAAACCAAUUCAAAUCUGGACCUUGUGGCUCUGGGUGGUCAGGCAGACUACGGUGCAUUAUGGGACACUAUGACCUUAGAAUCACGGUGCCAAAUCCCAGAUCACGCAGCUUCGGCAUCAGCAGCCAGAGUCAAAGAGAGAGUACAAUUGGUCAUGCUCUCUCUGGGUGGGUACAGUAGACACAGGAGCUCUCUCUCUCUCCCCUCAUCACUUCCAUUGUGACGCUGACUGACACAGAUCUGGGGAGAGCUGGGAUCUGGUGCUUUCCUCAGAGCAUGUUGCGAUGCUGCCUAGUGGUGCUGCAUUCAUUUGUGGCAUUUGGAAAAGAGGCAGGGUAUGACUUCACAUGUAUCAGGGGAGGCAUGCACUCAUCCUCACCCUUAUCCUAGUGUUUAAAGCAGUGUAAGUGAUGGGGAAAGUCCUAAGAAGUGGAUGGGUUAAUUGUCUCAGCCACUAGAAAGUUUUUAUUGUAUUUAAAUAAAACAUUAAAUUAAACAAUUAUAUUAAUAAUUAGGCAAAGAUAAAUGUAUCAAACAUAAAACACUAUUAUUUGAAAUAUUUUUGAAACAAAGCUAUUCAUUAUAGAAAUCAGACUUGUGGAAAAUAGGUUGACCCCCUUUAGCAACAGAUUAACUAAAUGUAAUGAAAAUGAGAUCCAACUGAUUGAACACAGCCAGGAUAGAAUGCAGUCAGCCUUGGCAUUUUUACACAAUGAGAUGAGAUGAGGUGAGAUGAGAUGAGGUAUCUCUUGAAAAAAAUCUGCUCUCUUGUUUUUCAUCCAAAAUUAAGGAUAUGAAAAACAGUUUAUCUUCUUUCUGCUAGAUUUUAGAGCAUAAGUGAGGUGAGGACGCCCCACCAACAAUGCAUUUUCAUGCCUUCAACCUGUAUUGUUUAAAUAGCAACGGAGCUUGUGAAUAUAUCUAUGCCAAUGGGUGUGAGGGUCUGAAAAUUGUGUGUGUUCAGGUAAAUUCUGGCAUAUUGCUGUCUUGGCAAUGGAAAACACAGGUGCGUUACUGUUUGAAAAAAGCCUAGACAAAAGUCAAUAGUCAGGCGUUUAUUGCUAUCUUGGUAGUGAAUUGUCAACACAGUACACCUAUGCUUGUGGGCAGCUUUGCAUACUUUCAUAUCAGCAAUAAACAGAAUAGAAAAUAUUUUUUUUUUCCUACAUCAACACAACAUAUAGGGAAUGAACAGUUCAGUUACCUCUGCUCAGAGCACACCUGGCUCUGAAAGAGAAUUCCAAGUGACAAUGCUGAUUGGUAUAUUUUACAUUAACCCAAAACACACCCACAAUUAAUACAUAAUAUAAUAACUAAUACAAGCCGCACAAGACAUACGUUUUCUGUCGUUUUGAUUGCGAAGACAUAUUGACAUAUCCUAAAUCAAGCUGCAUGUUGUUCAGCUGGUCGCCUUAAGAUUGCUAAAAUAAGGAUCGACGACAUUAUGAAACACAACAAAUAAUAAACAAAAACAGUAUGCAAAUAAAAGAGAUAGAAGAUUGACUAUACCUGGAGUAAGCUUGAUUUUUGACCGACCCAUCGCUUUAAAGGUCAAGUGGUCGCUGAAAGGGAGUAAGAACAGAUUUUUUCGGUAAGCCUGUAAAGUGUCAUCUUCGAGAAAUGGUUAUUUAAGUGUAUAUGGAGUGUGUUUACAUGUGCCCUCUCUAUUUGUACAAGUUUGUGUAAGUGUGUGUGUAUGUGUGUGUGAGAGAGAGUGAGUGGGUGAGUGUGCAUGGGUGUGUAUGUGGAAUUUUAAGAACUAAGUAAAAAAAUAUAUAUUAUUAUUUGGAACAAUGUUACUCUGCCUUCACCAGAACUUUACUAAAGGAGGGAUAUGCAACACUAAAGAAGUAAAAAUCAAAAGAGUGCCACUCCUCCUCCAGAGCUCCUCCUGUCUGUAUUUUAUGUAUUUUACGAUGCCUGUGUCAUGCUGCAGCUGUAAGAGAUGUAUGAUUUUUCUUUUUAUACUCGGAUGUAAAUAGCACUGGUGUAAAUAUGAUGUAAAUAUUGAUUGUGAUUUGGAUCGUUAUUUUGUACCGUUGCUUUGGUUCAGAAGGUCAUCAUGCUCUAAAUCUGUCAUCAUUCUUGUCUCCUCUGUCUCUUCUGGUAUUUGGAGGCAGAGACUGCGAUUAAAGGUGCAUUUACCAAG
Molecule: messenger RNA, 5810 nt
Organism: Astyanax mexicanus (Mexican tetra)
Lineage: Eukaryota; Metazoa; Chordata; Actinopteri; Characiformes; Acestrorhamphidae
Product: protein jagged-1b
Exons: 14
Coding region: 342-2480 (712 amino acids)
Biological process (GO): heterophilic cell-cell adhesion; Notch signaling pathway; multicellular organism development
Cellular component (GO): plasma membrane; protein-containing complex
Molecular function (GO): calcium ion binding
Source: RefSeq, a predicted model, not a curated record